UGGAGACGAAUCCUUCUUCUUGGACAUGGCAGCCUCGGCCAUUGCAAGCGGGCAUGUCCUGCGGGCAGCUCGCGGGGGCUCGUCGGCGUCACCACGCUCUCGAUGGCUCGAGCUGCGAUCGAGCGUCAGCGGGAUUGCGCAGAGCAGCGAGCAGCUGUGGGCGAAUUGCGGGGCGAAUUUGAGCUGGACUGUCGAUGGUGGCAGUGCGAGAGGCCGGUGGCUAUGGACGACGUCCUGCUCUUCUGCGCCUCAAGAUCGAGCUCCACCUGGGAAUGGAAGGCUUCCGCCUCCGCUGUCGAGGCGGAGCGGGAGCUCGAGCUCGAGCCCGCGCUCCCGAUUGCCGCCGGGAGGCGAUCGGAUGGAGAGAUUCUUCGCGACGUGUGCGCCGGGGCUGGAAGAAAUCGUGUUCGCCGAGCUUUGCUCGCCGAUGAUCGGAGCCCGGAGCGUGCAGAUUGGGUCGGCGGGUGUGGCGUUCUGCGGAACCAUGGCCACGGGCGUUCGCGCUAAUCUAUGGUCGAGGUCCGCGAUUCGGAUUCUCGUGGAACUCGCCACCGGUCCUUUGCCCCGGCGACGGCGUGCCGACCCUGUGUACGAAUUCGUGCGAGAUGCGGCCGAUUGGCCCACGCUGCUCGUCGACGAGUCCUCGGAUUCUCCCUCUUCUCCUCCGCAGGCUCUGUCGAGGAAACGAGGGCUAGUGCCGAAAUUCAGGACGUUUUCGGUGAACAGCAGGGUCUAUGAUUGUGAGGGUGUCUCGAAUUCGAUGUUCGCGUCGACGAGAGCGAAAGAUGCAAUCUGCGAUGCGGUCAAGGAUGCCUGCGGGGGCUCGAGACCCGAUCCUCCUGCGGAUGGUGUGGCCAGUGCGGACGUGCCUUUGUUCUUCUCCCUGUACCGCGACCGAGGAAUCCUGUACCGGGACAUGAGCGGCGUGAGCUUGCACAAGAGGGGUUACCGAGACGUAAUGCACCGCGCAGGAUUGAAUGAGGCCAUUGCCGCCGCUAUGCUCACCAUUGCUGGAUGGAACUCGCAUCUUCCGGGCUUUGGACUUGCGAACCGAAACGCCGGCAGUAACUCCAAGGUGCUACUAGACCCAAUGUGCGGUUCGGGGACUCUUCUCAUCGAGGCUGCCCUCAUGGCCAUCAACAGUGCGCCGGGGCUAAUGCGGAAUUUGUGGCCAUUCGAGACAUGGCACGACUUUGAUCCCUCCAUUUUGGAAGCCUGCCGACAGGAGGCUAUAGCAGCAGAGGUCAGGGCUCCCGAAGGGCUCAGACUUCUUGGUAAUGAUAUUCACGAGGGUGCCUUAUCCCUCUGCGAAAGAGACGCCAAAGCGGCGAAUGUGCUUUCCAUGCUUGAGCUCUCCUGCAAAGACUGCAAAGAUUAUUCUCCCCGACUCUCUCCGUCUCUUGUUGUCGUGAAUCCGCCUUGGGGUGCUCGCCUCGAGCCCAAUAGUGGCGGAGACGAUGACACGCUUUUAACAACAUGGCGGAAUUUGGGCAGAUUCCUCAAGUCUAGCUGCAAUGAGACAGAUGUUUACGUGCUAAGUGGGAAUUCAAAUGUGACUCAUGCAAUGCACAUGAAAGCAGACAAGAGGUGGGCAGUUACGGUAGGAGGAGUUGACUGCCGAAUUAUGCACUACUACGUUUUGCCUCCCAAAGCCAGACCUGCCGCGGAAACAAUAUCUGAGGCUGCCGCACAUACAACAGGGUGAAUGAAGCACCCAUUAUAGAUGUCCCUACCGCUUGCGAAGGCUGGCUUAUUCAGUCAGGCGUUUGAAAAGCGUUGUACAUGAAAUUCUUGUAAUACAGAAAGGAGUAUUUGAAACCGGG
Marchantia polymorpha subsp. ruderalis is the source of this 1823-nucleotide messenger RNA. The record is from the annotation of a GenBank genome assembly. Lineage: Eukaryota; Viridiplantae; Streptophyta; Marchantiopsida; Marchantiales; Marchantiaceae.